This is a messenger RNA of Mizuhopecten yessoensis (Yesso scallop), 588 nucleotides long. Its product is annotated as NADH dehydrogenase [ubiquinone] 1 alpha subcomplex subunit 6-like. Gene Ontology annotation, biological process: response to oxidative stress. Bases 25 to 402 code for a protein of 125 amino acids. Lineage: Eukaryota; Metazoa; Mollusca; Bivalvia; Pectinida; Pectinidae. The transcript has 3 exons. The record is from RefSeq and is a predicted model, not a curated record.
ACAGUCGACAAGAGGUCAUCAAAGAUGGCGUCCAAGGUUGUCCUGCGAGGGAUACAAGAAGUAAAGCCUAUCCUUUCUGUUAACAAGACAGAAUCGCGGAGAAGAGCAUUGAAUCUGUAUAGAGCCUGGUACAGACAACUGCCAUACAUAGUAACGAACUUCCACAUACCACUGACAACAACACAAUGUAAAAGUCGCCUGAGGAGUCAGUUCAACAAAAAUAAAGACCUCAAAGAUCUUCGUGUCAUUGACAUGUUGGUCAUCAAGGGUCAGAUGGAACUUAUGGAGACAGUCAACAACUGGAAGCAGAGAAAUCAUGUUAUGCAGCUUUUCGAUGACUUUUCAGCAGCUUCUAAAUCGAAAGACUUUUUGUCAAAGUUCUAUGAAGGUCAUGAACAGUAACAUCUGGAGGCCCAAACUAGUACUUUGUAUAUAUACACUGAAACUUGCAAGUGUUUGUUUUGAUCCUGGUAUUAAAAUAAAGUGUUUCCAAGACCACCAGUGAACCUCAACACUUCCAAAAUGGAGCAUCUGGUUUUGAUAUGUGAAAGAAUGUGUAGUUAUUUGUAAAUAAAUGUUAAAAUAUCA